AUGAGGGUAGGUGCUGCAGUGGAAGUGGAGGUAGCUUGCCCACAUGAGGGACACAUGAGGGUAGGUGCUGCAAUGGAAGUGGAGGUAGCUUGCCCACAUGUGGGAUACAUGAGGGUAGGUGCUGCAGUGGAAGUGGAGGUAGCUUGCCCACAAAAGGGACACAUGAGGGUAGGUGCUGCAAUGGAAGUGGAGGUAGCUUGCCCACAUGAGGGACACAUGAGGGUAGGUGCUGCAAUGGAAGUGGAGGUAGCUUGCCCACAUGAGGGACACAUGAGGGUAGGUGCUGCAAUGGAAGUGGAGGUAGCUUGCCCACAUGUGGGAUACAUGAGGGUAGGUGCUGCAGUGGAAGUGGAGGUAGCUUGCCCACAUGUGGGAUACAUGAGGGUAGGUGCUGCAGUGGAAGUGGAGGUAGCUUGCCCACAUGUGGGGCACAUGAGGGUAGGUGCUGCAAUGGAAGAGGAGGUAGCUUGCCCACAUGAGGGACACAUGAGGGUAGGUGCUGCAGUGGAAGUGGAGGUAGCUUGCCCACAUGAGGGACACAUGAGGGUAGGUGCUGCAAUGGAAGUGGAGGUAGCUUGCCCACAUGAGGGACACAUGAGGGUAGGUGCUGCAGUGGAAGUGGAGGUAGCUUGCCCACAUGUGGGAUACAUGAGGGUAGAUGCUGCAGUGGAAGUGGAGGUAGCUUGCCCACAUGUGGGAUACAUGAGUGUAGGUGCUGCAAUGGAAGUGGAGGUAGCUUGCCCACAUGUGGGAUACAUGAGGGUAGAUGCUGCAGUGGAAGUGGAGGUAGCUUGCCCACAUGUGGGAUACAGGAGGGUAGGUGCUGCAAUGGAAGUGGAGGUAGCUUGCCCACAUGUGGGAUACAUGAGGGUAGGUGCUGCAAUGGAAGUGGAGGUAGCUUGCCCACAUGUGGGAUACAUGAGGGUAGGUGCUGCAGUGGAAGUGGAGGUAGCUUGCCCACAUGUGGGGCACAUGAGGGUAGGUGCUGCAAUGGAAGAGGAGGUAGCUUGCCCACAUGUGGAAUACAUGAGGGUAGAUGCUGCAGUGGAAGUGGAGGUAGCUUGCCCACAUGUGGGAUACAUGAGGGUAGGUGCUGCAAUGGAAGUGGAGGUAGCUUGCCCACAUGUGGGAUACAUGAGGGUAGGUGCUGCAAUGGAAGUGGAGGUAGCUUGCCCACAUGAGGGACACAUGAGGGUAGGUGCUGCAGUGGAAGUGGAGGUAGCUCGAGCCUUGCGCGCGGCGCGUUUCCUCUGAGCCUGUGCGGUGCGCCUGAUUUCUGCAGAAUAGUAGUUGACAGUGCUGGUGAUCCCACUGCUGUCUGUAAGGAGUUUGUAUAUUCUCUGUGAGUUUCCUUCAGGUGCUCCAGUUUCCUGCUACAUUACAAAGAUAAACAGGUUAGGCUUAGUAAGUUGUUGGCAUGCUAUAUUGGCUCUGGAAGCGUGGCAACACUUGUGGGCUGUCCAGUCUGAUCCUUGGUUGUGUUGUUCUUCAAUGCAUUUCACUGUUUCAAUGUUCAUGUGACAAAUAAAGCUAAUCUUUUUAUCUGCCAAAAUGGUCUCACGUCCUCUCUGUACCCUCCUAAUUUCUUUCUUUUAUUCCCCAAGGGAUUCUGUUGAUCCCAACUGCCUAUAGUUGACUUUUGCCUUCUACUUUCAUGACCAGAGCUUCAGUAUCUCUUGUCAUCCUCUAGUCCUGACAGCCUGAACUCUCCCCAUUUCACCUUCCACUUGCCAAUGUCCCUUAAUUCAUAAACAGCCUCUCACAACAACCUUUGCAAGGUCCCGUUUAACAUCAUCACAAUUUGACUUGCUCCACUUUAUCAUAAACUUAAUAGAACACUUUUUGUACCGACAAGGUAGUUCAAAGUGCUUUGCAAUAUGAUAAAGUGAACAUGAAAAUAAAAGGCAGAAAGUCAUUAGUUAAAAACAAGGUGAAAUAAAUAGGUUUUGAGCUGGUGUUUAAAAGUGUCAUCUGAGUCUGUGGUUGAAUGAUUCACAGUUCAAAGUAAGUUUCUUAACAAAGUAUAUAUAUAUAUAUAUAUAUAUAUGUCACCAUAUACAAUCCUGAGAUUCAUUUUCUUGCAGGCAUACACAAUAAGCCCAAUAACUAUAAUAGAAUGAAUGAAAAUCCACACCAACAGGGUGGAUAACCAGUGUACAAAAGUCUGUAGUUAUGGAAUCAUUUCAGAGUUGUGGAAGGUGAAGUAUUCCACACUGGUUCAAGAACUUGAUGGUUGAGGGGUAAUAACUGUUCCAGAACCUGGUGAUGUGGGUCCUGAGGUUCUUGUACCUCCUACCCAAUGGUAGUAGUAAGAAAUGAGCAUGGCUUCAAUGGUGGGGGCCCUUGAUGAUGGAUCCUGCUUUCUUGUGGCAGCGCUGUCUGUAAAUGUGGUCAGUGAUGAUGAGGCCUUUGUCUUUCCACAUCUACAGAAACCUUUGUGUUUGAAAGUGAUCACUUCAUCCUUCGUCCUUAUUUCUCAGCUGUGCUCACAUAACUUCACUGCAUGAUCUCUCAAGAAUAUCAAGUCCAAGUUCAAGUUCAGUUUCUUGUCAUUCAACCAUAUACAUUUACAGUGGUGCUAGAAUGUUUGUGAACGCUGUAGAAUUUUCUCUAUUUCUGCAUAAGUAUGACCUAAAAUGUGAUCAGAUCUUUAAGUACUAAAACUAGAUAAAGAGAACCCAAUUAAAUAAAUAACACAGGAACAUUAUACUUGUUCAUUUAUUUACUUGUUCAAUGUUAGACGUAUUUGUUGGAAAAAGUACGUGAACCUCUGAGAUAAUGGCUUCUACAAAGGCUAUUUAGAGUCAUGUGUUUAAAUAAAUGAGAUGAGAUUAGAGGUGUGGGUUGUAGAGAUGCCCUGCCCUAUAAAAAAGACACACAAAGUCAGGUUACUGACAUAGUCUGCUCUUCUCAAGAAAGAUCUGUUUAUGGGCACCUUGCUUCAAUGAAAACAACUUUCAGAGGAUCUUAGAAGAAUUGUAGAGGUGCAUGAAGAUGGAAAAGGCUACAAAAGCAAAUCCAAAGACCUGAGUGUUCAUCAGCCCACAGUAAGAGAAAUUAUCUACAAAUGGAGGAAACUCGGUACUGUUGCUACUCUCCCUAGGAGUGGGCAUCCUGUUAAGAUCACACUAGGAGCACAAUGUGCAAUGCUGAGUGAGGUGAAAAAGAACCCGAGGGUAACAGCAAAAGACCUGCAAAAAUCAAGAACUUGCUAAAGUCUCUGUUCAUGCCUCCACUAUAAGAAAAACACCAAACAAGAAUAGUGUUCAUGGAAGGACACCACAGAGGAAACCACUGCUCUCCAAGAAAAGACAUUGCUACAUGUAUUGAGUUUGCAAAAGUCUGCCUCAAUGUUCUGCAGUGCUUCUGAGACUAUGUUCUGUGGGCAUUUGGCUAAAAAGCCACCUCCAGCAUCUGAGAAGAAAUGAUUUCUCACCAAGGUGGGAUUGCACAAUUUUCUUGAUGGAUUUUUCAAGAGUUUCUAUCUAAAAAAAAAAUCAAGAUCAUUUCCAGUGCACUUAUUCUGGAUACGAUGCAACACAAAAAUCACAAUAAGAUGAAGAACACAGUACUAUAAACGUACCAGGUAGCUUAUAUUCAUAGAUUGAUUGUAUGUCCAUAAGGUGAUGCUAUGCACAGGACUGUCUGUACAUAAGGAAGUUAUAAAAUAAUGGUGUUUGGGAGUGUGGAAGGUGGGUUAGUGGGUGGAGGUGUUGAUCAGCCUUACUGCUUGGGGAAAGUAACUUUUUGAGUCUGGUGGUCCUGGUGUGGAUGUAACGUAGAGUGGGACAGGGUGGGAGAGAUCUUUCAUAAUGUUACUGGCCCUUUACCGGUAUCAUUCUGUAAAAAUGCCCUUGAUAGCAGGUAGGCUGGUGCUGGUGAUGCGUUGAGAAGGGCUUCCAGCAGCUUUUGCAAAGUCAGGAUGACCCAAAUAUUUCACAGCUGAUUAAAUACUUGUGGUGCAGUCAAAAAUGCAAUGUACAGAGCAUAGCAGGCAAUUUGAGCUUGAAGUUUCCCUUAACUCUGUUUGAAUAAUCUGAACUGCUGAUCUUGGUUAGCAGGUAAAUAUGACUCAGAAGAAACUCCCUCUGUGUGUUUUUUAUACCUCUCUCUUUCUCCAGCUCCCCUCUACCAUCCCCUUUUCUGCCUCACUUUAUUGUGUCCCUUCUCUUGGACUGUGUAAUGGAACAUAGCACAAUGCCCACGAAGAGGUGCUGACCUUUUAACCUACACUAACUUUACUUUUCAACUGACCCCUCCCGUUUUUUGUCAUUCAUGUGCCUUUCUAAGAAUUUCUUAAAUGUCCCUAAUGUGUCCGACAAGCUGGAGGAACUCAGCAGGUCGGGCAGCAUCCAUGGAAACGAGCAGUUAACGUUUUGGGCCGAGACCCUUCGUCAGGACAGAGUUGUCAUUCAUCAUAGAGCUGAGUUCGGGUCUUGGCUCGAGAGGUUGACUGCUUGGUUCUACGGAUGCUGCCGGACCUGCUGAGUUCCACCAGCUUGUUGUACGUGUUGCUUUGCAUCUGCAGUGUACUUUGUGUGUCCCUAAUGUGUCUGCCUCUCAUCUGAAGACAGGAGCAGAAUUAGGCCGUUGGGCCCAUCAAGUCUGUUCCACCAUUCCAUCAUGGCUGAUUUAUUAUCCCUCUCAACCCCAUUCUCCUGCCUUCACCCUGUAACCUCUGAUUCCCUGACUAAUCGAGAACCUAUCAACCUCUGCUUUAAAUAAACCCAAUGACUUGGCCUCUACAACUGUCUGUGGCAAUGAAGUCCAGAAAUUCACCACUGCCUGGCUAAAGAAGUUCAUCCUCAUCUCUAUUCUAAAUGGGUGUCCCUCUAUUCUGAGGUUGUGUCCUCUGAUCCUGGUCUAUACUUUCUAUGUCCACUCUAUCUUGUCUCUUCAAUAUUUGAUAAGGUUCAAUGAGGUACCCAUCAUUCUUCUAAACUUCAGCGAGUAUGGGCCCAGAGCCUUGGAAUAUGCCUUGUAUGUUAACUUUUCUAUUACCAGAAUCAUUCUUGUGAACCUAACACCAUCCCGUCAGAGUAUUUCAUGCACCCACCACUCUAUGCACAGAAUUUACCUCUGACCUUCCUCCAAUCACCAGAAUUAUGCCCCCUCAUAUUAGCCAUUUCCACCCUGGGAAAAAGUCUCUGAUUAUCCAUUCGAUCUCUGCCUCUUAUCAACUUGUACACUUCCAUCAAGUCACCUCUCAUCCUCCACUCUGAGCUCAUUCAACCUCUCAUCAUAAGACAUGCUCUCUAAUCAACUUAGCACCCUUGUAAAUCUGUUCUGCACCCUCUGUAAAGUUUUCACAUCUUUCCUUUUAUGAGGCAACCAGAUCUGGACAUAAUAUUCUGAGAGUAGUCUAACCUGGGUUUUAUAGAGCUGCAACAUUACCUCAUGGCUUUUGAACUCAGUUCCCUGAAUAAUGACAGCCAACACACAUUCUUAAUGUUUCCUUAACUACUCUAUCAACUUGUGUAGUAACUUCAAGGGAUAUUUGGACAUGAACCCCAAGAUCCCUCUGUUCCUCCACACUGCAAAGAAUCCUGCAAUUAAUCCUGUAUUUUACUUUCAAAUUUGACCUUCCAAAGUGAAUCACUUUACAUUUAUCCAGGUUGAAGAAUGCAUCCCUGUAUGGUACGGAAACUGCACUGGUGGACAGGAAGACUCUACAGCAAGUAGUCAAAAUGGCUCAAUGUAUCAUCAGCUUACCCACCAUCAAGGACUUAUAUGCAGAAAGGUACCAGAAAAAGGCCAAUAACAUCAUGAAGGAUUCCACCCACCCUGUUUAUGGACUGUUUGUUCCACCCAAUCCACGCUAGGAUCACCAGACUGAAAAACAGUUACUUUACCCAAGCAGUAAGACUGAGCAACACCUCCACCUGCUAACUCCACCAACUACUUUAUUAUUUUCCAUCAGUCACCUUGUGUACAGUCUAGCAUCACUUUAUGGACAUAUAUGUAAUCUAUUUUAUGUAUUUAUACUUACUGUGUUUUUUUAUUAUUGCGUGCUUUAUCUUACUGAGUUUUUUGUGCUGGAUCGGAUCCAGAGUAACAAUUAUUUUGUUUCCCUUUACACUUGUGUACAGGAAAUGACAUUAACCAAUCUCGAAUCUUGAUCAAUGUGUCCCUCCUCGGUCCAGCGGCUGGUGCAGCAUUUCCUCUAUACCCAUAAUGCACUGGAGCAUCCUCCGGCAAUUCACACUGCGUAUCUGUGGGUAAUAGUGGCUCCGCUGCCUAUCAGCUUUGUAAUGUCACAAGCCCAUUAUGUUACAACAAUUGAAAGGGUUAUUUAUGACCUUGAUUAAGGGAAAUGUGAAUGUUCUUCUGUUAAUGCCACAGUCCUAUCAGUAAAUUACAUUGAGGAAGAUGGCAACAGCCGCAGUUAAAGACUGAUUUUAGCAUCACCAAAUUCUGGUUUGAGUACUGCUCCCUGUUGCUCUCUGUGGAUGUGGAAUAUUGAGUUCAUCUUUCUCACUCUGAUCUCUGACUUACACCUGGUGCUGCUCUUUAUUGAUUUUUCACUCCAGUUGUUUGCAAGUUGUUAACUCUGUCCAGACCCAAUCAAAAUCAGAGUCAAGCUUAGUAUUACUGACACAUGUUGUGAAAUGUGUUGUUUUGUGGUAACAGUACAUUGCAAUGCAUAAUAAAAAACUAUAGAUUACACAAAACAAAAAUAUGUAUAAAACUAAAUAAGUAGUACGCAAAGAGAACAAAACAUAAGAAAUAGUGAGUUAGUGUUCAUGGGUUCAUUGUUCAUUUAGAAUCUGCUGGUGGAGGAGUUCCUAAGUCAUUGAGUGUGUGCUCCUGCACCUCCUUGAUGGUAGCAAUGAAAAGAGGCCAUGUCCUGGGGGAUGGGGAUCCUUUAUGAUAGAUGCCACCUUUUUGAGGCAUUGCCUUUUAAAGAUGUCCUCGAUGUUGGAGAGGCAAGUGCUCUUGAUGGACCUUUUUCUGGACAAUGUCAGUUAGGAUUAUAGAUAGAUACUUUAUUGAUCCCAAAGGAAAUUGCAGUGUCACAGUAGCAUUACAAGUGCACAGAUAUAAAUAUUAGAAGAGAAGUAGAAAGAAUAGAAAAUAAGUCACGACAAACAGUCAAAUGGGGGGGGGGGGGGGUGGUGAAGUGGGGUCAUCACUUCCCCAGCUAUAGAUUGACUCAUUAUAGUGUCUGAUGGCUGAGGGUAAGAAUGGCCUCGUAUUGCGCUCUUUGGAGCAGCGCAAUUGUCUUAGUCUAUUACUGAAAGUGCUCCUCUGUUUGGCCAAGGCGGCAGGCAGCGGGUGAGAAACACUGUCCAGAAUUGCCAGGAUUUUCCGUAGGGUCUUUUCUUCUAGCACUCCAGUGUGUCCAGUUUGACUCCUAUAACAGAGCAGCCUUUCUAAUCAUGUUAAUGAGAGACCUGCAUACUCCAAAGGACCUCAGUCUCCUCAGGAGGUAGAGGCCACUCUGGUCUUUCUUGUACAUAGCCUCUGUGUUGAUGCUCCACUCAUCUGUCACCCAGUUACUUGUCAGUCCUCACCAUUAACAGUAACAGGGAACAGUACAGGCUUAGUCUUUCUGAAGUCCAUCACCAUCUCCUUUGUCUUACUAAUGUUGAGCUGCAGAUGAUUCAGCUUGCACCAUUUGGCCAAGUCCUCCACCAGGGCCUGUAUUCAUCCUCCCGUCCUCCCUUUAUAAACCCAACAAUUGCUGAUUCAUCAAAGAAUUUCUUCGGAUGACAUGACUCCGUGUUAUAUCUAAAAUCUGAGGUAUACAGGAUAAACAGGAAGGGAGCCAAUACAGUCCCCUCUGGGGCCCCAGUGCUGUUUAUAGCCAUGCCUGACACACAACUCUGAAGCCACAAAAGCUGUGGUCUGCCAGUCAGGUAGUCCAUUAUCCAGGAUACAAUGGAAGUGCCAAUCUUAAUUGAACAGAGCUUUUCCUCCACAAUGACGGCUAUAUGGUAUUGAAGGCACUUGAGAAAUCAAAAAACACGAUCCUCACAGUGCUGCCCUGCUAAUUCAGCAGGUAGAUGGCAGCAUCAUCGACUCCAGUGUGCUCCCGGUAGGCAAACUGCAGGGAAUUGAGGGCUAAUCUGACCAGGGGUUGGAGGUGAGCCAGGACCAGCCCCUCUAAGGUCUUCAUGAUGUGUGAGGUCAGGGCUCUGAAUGGUAGUCAUUAACAAGAGAAAAUCUGCAGAUGCUAGAAAUCCAAGCAACACACACAAAAUGCUGGAGGAACUCAGCAGGCCAGGCGGCAUCUAUGGAAAGCAGUACAGUCAACUUUUCGGGCCGAGACCCUUCAGACCAGACAUGAUGUUUUCCACACAGUCGAGACCCUUUCCAGGCUGAGACUCAGGUUGAGAAUGUGCCGGAGAACUGCUCAGCACACUCCUUCAGGACCUCGGGGCUCACACCGUCCAGUCCCAAUGCUUUGCCAGGUCUGAGUUUCCCCAGAGCCCUUCACCUGCUCAGUAGUGAAGGCGAGUCCAUCGUGACUGGCGAGUUUGUGGUAAGUCAGGGCUGGGAAAGUGAAGAUCAGAAUGAUAGCAAUUGAUAUGUGGAGGUGGGUAUGGUAAGUACAGGGCAAAGAAGGAACGUGGAUAGUGGUGGUCUGUGUUCUUCAUCCAUGUGUUGAACUGGAGCAGGGAGGAAGGAAGAGGGGAGGCAUUGGGUCCCUCAGCUAGACUGGUGUGCUGAUGGUGC
Molecule: messenger RNA, 8679 nt
Organism: Hypanus sabinus (Atlantic stingray)
Lineage: Eukaryota; Metazoa; Chordata; Chondrichthyes; Myliobatiformes; Dasyatidae
Exons: 2
Coding region: 1-1254 (417 amino acids)
Source: RefSeq, a predicted model, not a curated record